Molecule: messenger RNA, 534 nt
Organism: Schizosaccharomyces osmophilus
Lineage: Eukaryota; Fungi; Ascomycota; Schizosaccharomycetes; Schizosaccharomycetales; Schizosaccharomycetaceae
Gene: mic26
Product: MICOS complex subunit Mic23/26/27
Exons: 1
Coding region: 1-534 (177 amino acids)
Biological process (GO): cristae formation
Cellular component (GO): mitochondrial crista junction; MICOS complex
Source: RefSeq, a predicted model, not a curated record
AUGUCGUAUUACUACCAAGAAGAAAAGGUUGAAAAUAACCAGAAAUUGAAAAACGAAUUUCCUUGGCUGGCGGACCGUAUUCAUGAUGGUCGUUCCAGGAUCUACUGUGCAUUAGGAUUUGCAGGAUUGAAAUUGGAGAAUGCUUUUGGAUGGUUUUUGUCCAAAGAACGUGCCACAAUUUCCAUUGCUAAGCAAGAAGUAUUUUCCUCUGAGGAAAGGAAGCUCCCUGGAGUUGCCUAUGUCGCAGUCGGUGGUAUGGCAGGAAAUAUUUUCGCUAGAAACAGGAUUGCUCCUGCACGCUGGCUUGUUACUUCCCUAGCAACUAUUGGAACGUUUGGAUAUUGCUUCCCAAAGACUUCCAGAAAAUUUGGGGCAUUUACUGAAACCCGUUUCCCUGCUUUACGAGAACGCCGAGAGCAACUGUGCCUGCAAACACGUCAAACUAUUCAAAACACCGAGUCCUCUGUAUGUAGGUAUACUUCACUCGCUCAAAAUCAUUAUCAGGAACUCGUAGACCGUAUCUAUAAACGCUAA